AUGACGGUCCUCCCUGCAGAACACGAAGCCCAUGCGCCCAUAAUUCAGCAGGCAGAAUUACUUGAUCCUGUGAUCCAGCAAGUAAAUUUGAGUGAUGGACAUGUGAGUAACUCUUCCUCUACUGCAGUACUCAAUGACGGUGCUGUGCCCUCAGCGCGCAGCGAAUCUCGGCGGAAGCACAAUAGAGCCCCACACCCCUUAACUUGGCUGCUUCCUGCCUAUGUACUAGGGCUUUUUAUUGUUGUAUCACUGUGUAGCCGCAUUGGUCAGAAUGUGACGGGAAGUGGUUUGACGGAGCGAAGACUUGCGAGUAGGGGUGGCGCAGGGAUGGAUCUCAAUGCGGACGAGCUGGCGGCCCUUUGCCGUGAAGUGGGGGAAUGGAGGCCUGAUGAACGCUUUUACGGAUCGGGCCGAGUAUCGCCUGCAAUUGUGGAUAAGGUUUUCGAGUCGCUAACUGGGCUGCCACCCGAGAGUGCUUCCAUGUCUGGAAUGAACUCCUCUGCGGGUCUCUCGCGCGGCCCUCCCGAAUCAGCGGGAGGCCAAAGCGUUUACGGACAAGGGCUAGUGUUUCCAUCGCACAAUAUCAGUGAAUGGGGAGCUCCAGCUGGGCAGCAGGAUCCACUCAGCACUCCUGGCGUGGGCACAAGUUCAAUGGUUGCACAAAUAACAAUUCGAGACGUUCAGAGUGACUUUGGCCAAACACCGACACAGUAUUCCGCAUAUUCGGCACCUCCUGCACUAAGCUCACAGACACACCUGCAGCCAGGAAGCCAACAGCAGCCAGUCACGUAUUACGAAGCAGGAUACGGUCAAAGCCAGCAACCAGCAAUGCAGGCGGUAGGACCGCAGGACUUACAUGAACAGAGUUUACUAUUUUUCCCCAGUGCUGCGCCCUCCAAGCGACCUCCAGUUCCUGUACGGCCUCCACCUCCUACACAGGAUACGCUAAUGGCCCGUGCAAACAUCGCAUCUCUUCUAGAUUCGUUAGCCAAGAAUCCCUCCGCGUGGCUUGCAGGAAGUAAUCCAGUUGAACAAAGUAUGGGAGGGCGAGAAACGAAUCCUAUACAGAGCGGUUCCCCGAGCUUUGGCGAAGACCACAGUUCUGCUUCAUCUGGGGACAGCGAUGCAGGCUGCAGCGGCGCUGCACGCGACAAGGAUUCACAAGGUGGCCCUGGGGAACGCGCGCUCACUACGCCAAGUGGCUCUGAGAAUGCUGUAUUUGAUAUCGGGGAGAUCCCUCAAAUAGGUUCUUCGCUUUUCUUCGAGCACCUUUUAACUGUGAGGAACAUUCUUCUCAAGCAACAGAUCUCGAAUCAAGAUGCUAAGGAGCUUGUCACAUGCGCAGCAGCCUUGAUAAAUCACGCACGUAUCAGACUGACGCGAACACUUGACUAUCAGAAGCCGUCUAGAGCCCUAGAAAGUUUAGGCCGCCGCUUUUUAGUGUUUGAUGCGUUACACGCAAUAUCCAAAGGCCUGGGCUCAAACACGCACUGGCAAAGGUGGUGCUCGCAGCUUGCAGCUGUGGUGCCCAUAGAUUAUGCAUACAAAGUGUCAGCAGUUUUAUCUAUGAAGGCCAUCAAGUACCUUGAAUUAGCGAAAGAAAUAUCUGCUGCACUACACAAGUACAAGUCGGGGGAGGCGCCUUCAGCCGAGGAAGUAGCCAGGAUCAAGGAUGAGCUUCUCGGAGCAGAAGAAUCCCCUGUUUACUUCCGUGCUGCAAAGUGGAAAGUCUUGUGUUCGUAUUCCAACUCAUAG
Eimeria tenella is the source of this 1755-nucleotide messenger RNA. RefSeq lists its product as uncharacterized. NCBI's taxonomy places the organism in Eukaryota, Apicomplexa, Conoidasida, Eucoccidiorida, Eimeriidae. The record is from RefSeq and is a predicted model, not a curated record. Bases 1 to 1755 code for a protein of 584 amino acids. The transcript has a single exon.